AAAAAGCAUGUUUAUUUCAUAAUACACGCGGUAUUUUAUGCUCCUGAAUGAUAUGGACCGCUUGGAUGUGUGUGGAAGCGAUCGCUAUAUUUAUUUAGUUUUUUGAAUCCCGCGCCAGGAAAAUGAGUGACUUCCGGCUUCGGUCUUGCAUUGAGGAGGAGGGCGCUGUGACGUGUACGGUAGAAGACGUCCUCUUCACGCUACAGUGUACUGUUGUGUAUGAGGACGAAGGAUUCAGCUGAUUUUGCGGAUUAAUACUUUUAUUUUUUGCAUCACGCCAGCCAAACGGCUGCAGAAAAAUCAUUCUGUAUGCGGGAGAGGCGUAUGUGCCUUUUUGGAGUUUCAAAAGGUUCCCAUUCACCGUGGAUAUUUACUGUGGGACCAUUGGACUUACAAGGAACGAUGAUGCCAUAUUGGAGCCUGGCACUCCUGCUGGUGUUGUCUGCCACGUGUUGGGGAGGGAAAAUCCUGGUCUACCCCAUCGAUGGCAGCCACUGGCUGAACAUGAACAUUUUACUGGAGGCACUUCACGCUCAAGGUCACCAAAUCACAGUGCUGAGAACCUCCACCAGCUGGUACGUAUCGGAGAAGUCGCCCUACUACAGCUCCAUCACCAUCGUGCAGGAAGAGUCUACGAGUAUCGAGAGCCAAGACAACAUGACUGCCUUCUUGGAAAGGUCCAUUCAGAUCCAGAGGAACAGGGGCUCGCUGUGGGCCUUUGUGGAGUUCUACCGGAACAUCUAUAACUUCUUAGGAGAGAGCCACGUUUCCAUGGCAAAAAUGGUUGUCAGCAUAUUUGAGAAUCAAACUCUAAUCAAGCAACUGAAAGAAAGUCAAUACGAUGUUUGCUUGAUAGACCCGGGCCUCCCAGGUGGGGUGUUGCUGGCUCAUUAUCUGGACCUCCCAACGGUCUUCAACGUGCGCUGGAUUUUUAACGGCGAGGCACACUUUGCCAUAGCGCCGUCUCCUCUGUCCUACAUACCCCAACUCUUCUCUAAUUAUUCGGACAAGAUGGACUUCACCCAAAGGCUCAACAACGUCAUCUAUCACAGCGCUCUGGUUUACAUGCACCACUUUGUGUCCGAUCCGCCUUACCGGGCCGUGUGCGAGCGAUAUUUCGGCGGCGACGUCAGUGUCAUGUCUUUAAUGCAGGGCGCUGAUCUUUGGCUGAUGAGAGUUGACUUUACCUUUGAGCUCCCUCGUCCCACUAUGCCUAACGUGGUCUACAUCGGAGGGUUUCAGGGGAAGCCCUCGAAGCCGCUCCCGGCGGAUUUGGAGGACUUAAUGCAGAGUUCCGGGGAACACGGUGUGGUGGUCAUGACUUUAGGAACGCUGCUAGGUGACCUCGGACCGGAGAUCUCCCAGAUCAUCGCUUCUGCUUUUGCUAGGAUUCCUCAAAAAGUCGUGUGGAGACAUGUUGGGAAGCGACCCGACACUCUGGGGAACAACACUUUAAUAGUGGACUGGUUGCCACAGAAUGAUCUUCUAGGUCAUCCCAAGACCAAAGUCUUUGUAACACAUGGAGGCACCAACGGCAUAUACGAGGCCAUCUACCACGGGGUCCCCAUUUUGGGGAUUCCGCUCAUCUUUGACCAGCAUGACAACAUGGUGCGUGUAACAGCCCGAGGCGGCGGCGAGUUUGUAGACGUGACGGCGCUAGACGUGGAGUCUUUCACCGCUUCCCUCAGAAACAUUCUAGAUCCCCGGAAGUCCUACAAGAAGGACAUGAUGAAACUUUCCCAACUUCACCACGACAAACCCAUGAAACCCAUGGACACCGCCAUCUUCUGGGUAGAGUACGUCAUGAGGCAUAGAGGUGCACCACAUUUGCGCACAGAGUCGUAUAAAUUGCCAUGGUACGCCUAUCACUCCCUGGAUGUUAUUGCCUUCCUUGCACUUUUCAGUUUUCUGGUCAUCGCCUUAAUUUGGCUCUCCUUUAGAAUUCUUUGUAGGCACUUGAUGAAAGCUAAGAGUUACAUAUUCAAAUCUAAGAGUGAGUAGAAUGAAAAACAGUUGAAAUUUGGUCUUGUAACUGCCUCCUGUUUAUGAUUUCACGCAUGCUUAUUCUAAAUAUGAUAGAUUACGUUUGUCAAACUCAUUAGAUCUCAUGUGGGCCAGACCAUUAUAUUUUUGGCCAAAUAAAUUAACUCACUGUCUGCCAUUGACUGUGCCAAGACGUCAAAUCGAUUUUGA
Corythoichthys intestinalis (scribbled pipefish) is the source of this 2193-nucleotide messenger RNA. Its product is annotated as UDP-glucuronosyltransferase 1A5-like. Gene Ontology annotation, molecular function: UDP-glycosyltransferase activity. Bases 310 to 2001 code for a protein of 563 amino acids. The transcript has 2 exons. NCBI's taxonomy places the organism in Eukaryota, Metazoa, Chordata, Actinopteri, Syngnathiformes, Syngnathidae. The record is from RefSeq and is a predicted model, not a curated record.